UGUGUAGCUGGGAGUUAUUGUGUGUGUGUAGCUGGGAGUUAUUGUGUGUGUGUAGCUGGGAGUUGUGGGGGCGCUGUGGGAGGAAUGUACAGUGUCAUGUGAUGUAGGUGGGGUGGGUGCCGCUAGAUCUGUGUGGGAGAUAGGGUGCUGCUUGGUUUAGGUGGGUGCUUGUGUGUGAGUGUAUCUAUCUGAGUGUGAGUGUAUCUGUAUGUGUAUUGGUGCCAGCCCAGUGAGUGUGAGUGUAUUGGUGCCAGCCCAGUGAGUGUGAGUGUAUUGGUGCCAGCCCAGUGAGUGGGAGUGUAUUGGUGCCAGCCCAGUGAGUGGGAGUGUAUUGGUGCCAGCCCAGUGAGUGUGAGUGUAUUGGUGCCAGCCCAGUGAGUGGGAGUGUAUUGGUGCCAGCCCAGUGAGUGGGAGUGUAUUGGUGCCAGCCCAGUGAGUGGGAGUGUAUUGGUGCCAGCCCAGUGAGUGUGGGUGCCUGUGGGUUGCAGGGUAUAUGGUGGGUGCCCCAUGCAGUUGGUCUUGCUGCUCCCAGCUGAAACCCAUGUGUGUUGCUGCUGAGUGGCACCAGUGCGGCUGUGAGUGAGGGGACAUGGCACUGCCAGCCAUACAGGGCACAGGGUUCCAGUUCAGGAGGAUCCUCGGUUACUUCCCCCAGGAUAUCAGCUUGGCCUUUGCUUAUGGAUCUGGGGUGUUUAGGCAGUCGGGUACCCCCCAAAAUGAUGCUGGGAACAAGAUGUUGGACUUUGUAUUUGCUGUUGACGACCCAGUGACUUGGCACACGAUGAAUAUCAUUCAGAACCGGAGUCAUUACUCUUUCCUCAAGUUCCUGGGCCCAAAACACAUCGCUGCCGUCCAGAACAACUACGGCGCCGGCAUCUAUUAUAAUACCCUGGUGCCCUGCGAUGGCAGAGUAAGUAUGUGGCACCUUGGCACUGCGCCGCCCCUCUGCUCUGAGCUGGCCUGUAUAAAGUACGGGCUAGUUCAGGGUGUGGCACACGAGACGCUCGCUGGGAGCGAUUUGCUUGCACUGGAAGGACGCUGCUACUCUGCUGGAACUGCCGUCUUCACAAUAUUCCGUGUGAGUUGUCACAGCGAAAGUGAACGCAGUUUCCCAUGUCACAUGACUGAGCUUUGGGCCAUUUUGAUGUUCCAGGUGAAAAUCCUGACCCAGCGGGACGAGGGGCGGCUCCACACAGCCCUGAGCACCAAUCUGAAGAGUGCGCUGACUGCCGCCUUCCUUAUGCUCCCCGAAAGCUUCUCUGAGGAGGAACUGUACCUGCAGAUUGCGGGGCUCUCCUACGCCGGAGACUUUCGCAUGAUUAUUGGGGAGGACAAGGACAAAGUGCUGAACAUAGUGAAGCCGAACGUGCCCCAUUUCCAGAAGCUCUACGCCCCCAUCCUGCAGGAUUGCCCCCUGGCAGUGUACAAAGCAAAGCAGGGCAGAGUGGAGGUGGAUAAGAGCCCCGAGGGGCAGUACCAGCAGCUGAUGGCUUUGCCCAAGAAGCUGCAGCAGAACAUGGCGGCGCUUGUUGACCCCCCAGGGAAGAACCGGGACGUGGAGGAGAUUUUACUGCAGGUGGCGCAGGACCCCGAUUGUGGGAAUGUGGUGCAGCAGGCUCUCUAUGGUAUUGUCAGGUCCUCCAGCGUCUCUCAGAGCGCCAAGGGCAUCCUUACUGCGGGAGUCAGGAAGACGGCGCAGUACAGCUCCAAGAAACUCUACAAAAUGCUGCGGAGCCUCCGGAAGGGAAAGUUGUGACGUUUAUUGUUCCGCGGAUCCUUAUUUAUAUUUAUAGGCCUCUGUUACCCAUGAAUAUGGCGCCCCCUGCUGGUGCUUUGUGUGACCCAAUAAAUUAUCUCUGUACUUGG
Messenger RNA from Xenopus tropicalis (tropical clawed frog), 1866 nucleotides. It is a transcript of the gene tamm41, whose product is annotated as TAM41 mitochondrial translocator assembly and maintenance homolog. Gene Ontology annotation, cellular component: mitochondrial inner membrane. Gene Ontology annotation, biological process: CDP-diacylglycerol biosynthetic process; cardiolipin biosynthetic process. NCBI's taxonomy places the organism in Eukaryota, Metazoa, Chordata, Amphibia, Anura, Pipidae. The record is from RefSeq and is a predicted model, not a curated record. Gene Ontology annotation, molecular function: phosphatidate cytidylyltransferase activity. The coding region runs from base 590 to 1756 and encodes 388 amino acids. The transcript has 8 exons.